Messenger RNA from Pediculus humanus corporis (human body louse), 1857 nucleotides. Its product is annotated as ubiquitin-activating enzyme E1b, putative. The coding region runs from base 1 to 1857 and encodes 618 amino acids. The record is from RefSeq and is a predicted model, not a curated record. Gene Ontology annotation, biological process: protein sumoylation. Lineage: Eukaryota; Metazoa; Arthropoda; Insecta; Psocodea; Pediculidae. The transcript is spliced from 7 exons. Gene Ontology annotation, cellular component: cytoplasm; SUMO activating enzyme complex. Gene Ontology annotation, molecular function: SUMO activating enzyme activity.
AUGGCGGCUAGUAUAGUUGGGGUGUUAGAUGAUGAUUUAAGAAAUGCAAUUAUUAACAGUAAAGUUCUUGUUGUUGGCGCCGGGGGAAUCGGAUGUGAAUUGUUAAAAAAUUUAGUACUUUCAGGAUUCAAUGAUAUUGAAGUAAUCGAUCUUGAUACCAUCGACGUUUCAAAUCUAAACAGGCAAUUCUUAUUUCACAAACAACAUGUUGGGAAAUCAAAAGCAGCAGUUGCUAAAGAAAGUGCUUUACAAUUUAACCCCAAAGUUUCUAUUAAACAUUAUCAUGACAGUAUUAUCAGCACUGAUUAUAAUAUAAAUUUUUUCAAAAAAUUUUCAUUGGUAAUGAAUGCAUUAGAUAAUCGUGCUGCCAGAAAUCAUGUCAAUAGAAUGUGUUUAGCAGCCGAUGUUCCUUUAAUUGAAAGUGGCACUGCUGGUUAUGAUGGCCAAGUUGAAUUAAUAAAAAAGGGUAUGACUAGGUGCUAUGAAUGUGAACCGAAAGCAGCCCAAAAAACAUACCCAGGGUGCACCAUCAGAAAUACUCCAUCUGAGCCCAUACACUGUAUUGUAUGGUCAAAACAUCUCUUUAAUCAGUUAUUCGGAGAAGCAGAUGCUGAUCAAGAUGUAUCACCUGAUACAGAAGACCCUGAAGCAGCUGCAGAUGCUGGAGAAAAUGCUUUAAAAAGUAAAGCAAACACCAUUAAAGAAUCCAAUGGUAAUGUUGAAAGAAAAUCUACUCGCCACUGGGCUCAAGAAUGUGAUUAUGAUCCAAAAAAAUUAUUUGGGAAAUUUUUUAGAGAUGAUAUUAAAUACCUUCUUAGCAUGGAUAAACUUUGGACUAAAAGAAGACCACCCACUCCUUUAAAUUGGGAAGAACUUCCAGAUGCAGUUGCUGGAACUAGUCAAUCGGAAGAUCCAGGACUAAAAGAUUUAAAAAUUUGGAGUAUAGCAGAAUGUGCAAAAAUAUUUGCAGUUAGUGUUGAAAAAUUAAAAAUAGAAUUAAAGAAAUUAGCAGAAGGAGAUCAUUUAAUUUGGGACAAAGAUAACAAAGAAGCUAUGGAUUUUGUUGCUGCAUGUGCCAAUAUUAGGGCUCACAUAUUUGGGAUACCUCAAAAAACUCGUUUCGAUGUGAAAUCAAUGGCGGGAAACAUAAUACCAGCUAUAGCUACCACCAAUGCAAUUAUUGCUGGAGUCGUCGUUUUGCAAGCUUUCAGAGUUCUUCAAAAUCAGUUAUCUAAAUGUCAAACCGUGUAUUUAAGGCUAAAACCUAAUCACAGAAAACAAAUACUUGUGCCCGAAAAAUACUUGAUACCUCCGAAAAAAAACUGUUACAUUUGUUCAGAAAAACCGGAGGUCACGCUGUUGGCAAAUGUUAAUAAAAUGACAGUUAAAGAGUUGGAGGAAGCAGUUUUGAAAAAAGCUCUAAACAUGGCUGCUCCCGAUGUAAUUUUAGAUUCAACAGGAAUGGUUGUUAUUUCUAGCGAAGAAGAUGAGAUUGAAAAAUGUGAUGAAAAAGUAUUAAGUGAAUUGGGAAUCAAAGAUGGUUGUUUACUUAAAGUCGAUGAUUUUCUACAAAAUUACGAAUUGACCGUUUACGUUAAUCAUUACGAAGCACCUAAAGAUGAACCAGAUUUUAAAAUUAUUGCAGAUCCUUCUCAGUUAAAACCAAAAGAAGAAAAAGAAAAGGAAGAAAAAUCCAAUAAUGUCAAAAACGAUUUCAGUUCAUCGGGUAAGAAAAGAAAAUUGGAUGAAAAAAGUUUAAAAACAACAAAAACUCCUCCCCCGAAGAAAAAGGGAAAAUCCGUGGAAGAAGAUGAACCAUUUCGGGAUGACAAUGAUAUUGACCUUAUAGAAUUGUAA